AAUACACGGAUUCAAUGGCCACCCUUCACAAGUUCAAGCUUCUCGCAACUCAAUGUGCACUAGCCGGAAGCCCCACCCAAAGUCCUACAACCAGCCCUGUAAUCCACCUCCGCCGCCGGAAGACACUUCGCAUGCUUCUCUCUCGCUCCGCUGAUCACCACCGCCGCAGGCUUUCCCGUCACGAUGACCAGCCCGAGCUCCAGAAAGAUCCCCCGGAAAAUAAGAGAGUUAGGAGGAAAUUGAAGGACUUGUUCGUGUCGUCGUCGCCUCCGUUUGAAGACGAAGAGAAGGAUCAUCCGGAGGAUGCUGAUGGUGAAGUAGAGUUAUUACCGGUUACUGAUAGUCGUGAUGGCAGUGGUGACGGUACCGCUGGAAGUUUUGGAGUUGCAGGUUUCGCUGCUGGGCGUGUUGGAGGUGGCUCGCUGAGACCAGUCUCGGGUACGUUCAGGUAUAGGUUACGGAGGAGAGCUUGGCGACCUGUGCUGGUAACCAUCCCUGAGUAGCGAAAUAAAUUUCCAAUUUUACUAAUUUCGUAAAGCAUUUAAAAAUUAGGAUUCUCAUCUUUAUAUUAAUAUUUAUUUCGUAAUUUUUUGUGUAAAAAAAAUUUAUAUAAUUUCGAAGAAAAAACCAUAGGUGGUAAUUCCAUUCC
This is a messenger RNA of Manihot esculenta (cassava), 649 nucleotides long. RefSeq lists its product as uncharacterized. The transcript has a single exon. The record is from RefSeq and is a predicted model, not a curated record. The coding region runs from base 15 to 503 and encodes 162 amino acids. Lineage: Eukaryota; Viridiplantae; Streptophyta; Magnoliopsida; Malpighiales; Euphorbiaceae.